This is a messenger RNA of Verruconis gallopava, 3903 nucleotides long. RefSeq lists its product as uncharacterized. Bases 501 to 3524 code for a protein of 1007 amino acids. The transcript is spliced from 3 exons. The record is from RefSeq and is a predicted model, not a curated record. NCBI's taxonomy places the organism in Eukaryota, Fungi, Ascomycota, Dothideomycetes, Venturiales, Sympoventuriaceae. Gene Ontology annotation, biological process: transmembrane transport; fungal-type cell wall biogenesis.
GCACCGACCAGCUUGUGCUUUCCAGGUUUUUCUUUCGCCGUCUGCUCCGGCUGACCUUUUGUGCUACUCUUCCUCGCCAUCCUCCUGUCGUUGCCAGAACCCCUUUCACCAUGGUUUCUCCUCUUAUGUGUCCGUGACCGUCGACCAAGUCCCCCGAUAGGAAUACCCGCGACUUUCCUUGAACCACUCUCGUGUCCGGCACUUCCUGGACCAGCACGGCCGCUGUGAUCUCCUCGGGUUUCCGGCCCAGAGUCCUUCGCUUUCUACAGUCUCGUUUCAAAUUGGUUGCGUCUCGCAGACGGGGUUUCGUCCUCUCGCCGUCUUAUCCGGUGACUGCCGCUGAUAUCCUGGAUCGAUAUCCUCGCUUCCGCCGUCACAUCGCUAAGCGCCAGAGCUUCGACUGGGUCAGCGCUGACCCCGCCAAAUGAGUUGAACGUCAAAAGGCAGGAGGCACAACCAGACAACACACGUUGUAUCAUAAGUCUGUUCAAUUGCAGACAAUGGCAUUAUCGUGCAUGGCGCGGCCGCUGGUUGCGCUUGUCCUCUACCUGGCCCUGCUGCCUGUGGCGUUGUCGACAACCACCGAGUACAUUACGUACCAGGACAACAAUGGGCAGAAGAUCUAUCUGGCAGAUAAUCGGAAGCCUGCUCUAUACACCGGAAACUUCGGGUCGUGUCUGGGCGAGAGUUUGAUCGACGUCACUCGCUUUGAUGCCUCAUACUAUCACGACAACAUGACGAUAAUAUUUGACAUUCAAGGAAGCACCAACUUGACGAGAGAUGCUGUGAUGAUUUACAUUGGCGUCUUUGCCUAUGGCGAGACUCGAUUUGAACUGCCCUUCGACCCAUGCAAGGCCAAUAUCUACAGCAUGUGCCCGGUCAGACAUAAUGUCAGCAUCACCGCCAGUGGCCAGAUUCCUUUGGCGCAAAGUGACAUUGCCAUGAUCCCGAACAUUGCAUACUCCAUCCCCGACUUUGAGGGUCAAGCAAUUCUCCGCAUCUUCUCAAAUACCACGCAGUCCGAAAUUGCUUGUUACUCUGCCGUUGUCACCAACGGAGCGACAUUUUCUCAGCCUAAAGCUAUAGGCUCCAUCUUGGGUAUUUUUGCCUUCAUCGCCGUCGUCGCAUCCUUCGUCACGGCCAUAUACGGUUCUGACGUUGUGACAAUGCGUAUGCACUACGCGCAUUCGCUCUCAGUUCUGGUUGUCUUUUCAGUUUACCAGCACAUUUUCUUCACGGGGGCCCUAUCGAUGAACUGGCCAAGCGUGCUUCCCGCGUUCUGGAGUAACUAUGCCUGGGCUGCUGGUAUCAUCAACACCAAGAGCAUGCAAGAAUCGUUCAAUAAACUCACUAGCAACCAUCGUGGUAACACCUCCAUGCUUGGAGCCGCCGGCACCGAUACCUGGGCUUCGGAUGUUGGAGGGGGUUAUGAUAUCCACCAAAUAUACAAACGUGCUCUCUCCUACAGCGCACCUACUUUGUCAAGAACAAUCGAGAACAUGUUGGCCAAACGUGCGUCCUCUGGGAAUGACAACGUGACCGCUACUAAAUACAUGGGCCAUCUGGUUCCUGCGGGUCUAUCACUUCCGGGCAACUACUCCGGUUUCCCCGGGACCCUGUAUCCGGAGGAGAUCCCAGCCUCAAACGCUUUUCUCACUGGCUUCGUCUGGUUCCUGAUCUUGAUUCUCGUCGUUGGGGGUGGCGUGUUGAUCUUCAAGUGCGGUCUUGAAGUUCUCUACCAAUUCAAACUUAUGAAGACCGAGCGUUUCAAUUAUUUUAGAAAGCAUUAUUGGGGUUACUUGGCAGUUGCUAUCGCACGAACCUGCUUCAUCGCGUUCUUCUCCAUGAUGUUCUACACUAUCUUUCAAUUCAGCUACGGUGGUGCGACGGCUGUUUUGGCAAUCGCUGCAGUCGUCUUUGUCAUCUUCUUUGCUGGUAUAUUCGGCAUUGUGGGAUAUGCUUGCUAUUACAAGCUUAGAUUCGAUACGUGGGAUUCGAUACGUGCUCGUUACGAACGCAUUACCGUGCUUGGCUUCAUUCCGUGGUACCGCACUGGAGACUUCUCUACACGAAAUGCGCCGGCCAGUGCAGACACAGCGCCUACAGAAGAGAAGAAGCUAGGUGUCGAUGGAAACCUUGCUGCUUCCGACGACAAAAUUUCGACUUCGCCGAAUUCCACGUGGACGACGCAUCAUUCCGAAUUCCACAAAUCUGUUCAUGACGACGAAGACUUCACGAAGAAGUUCGGAUGGCUAGCCUCGCGUCACCGCAAGUCUAAGUGGUGGUUUUUUGCAGCCUGGACAGUGUAUGAAUUUGUGCGAGCCUGUUUCUUUGCAGGCGCGUCUGGCUACGCCAUGGUCCAGGUGUUUGGUCUCUUGGUCGUCGAAUUUAUCGCGUUCAUGGUCAUCAUCAGAAUUCGACCUUUCGAGGGCCAGCGUCUUAACGUUCUCAUGGUUUAUCUGCUUGGCUUCAGUAAAGUGUCGACUGUUGCCCUCUCCGCCGCAUUUGAUGUAACCUUCAACAUCGGGAGGAUCACAACCACUGCGAUUGGCAUUGUCAUCAUUGUGAUUCAGGGCAUCGUCACAAUCGUCCUAAUGAUCUGUAUCGUGCUUAGCGCUAUCACCAGCUACUUCUCGGUCAUGCGUUACCGUGAAGAAAUACGGCCGAAGAAAUGGAAUCCGUACCGCGAACGAUAUUUCAAACAUCUCGAUCGUGCUGUACGUGACCGCCCCCGGACGCCACCGCCGGCUCUACCCACCCCGCCCCCAGAGGAGCCCAAAGGGCCGUACUUCUCCGUCAACUCCGUCAGGCGCGCACCGAAGAUUGAGGACGAAGACCCAGAAUUUUUGGCUGAAAUUGCCAGAGAUCCUCGCCUAUCCGUAGAGCCUGUGGAUACGACAGUGUCCGUCGAAAACACAGAAGCAUUUUACCGUAACCACCCAGCAGCUUCUGGCUCACGCAUGUCUAGGGCUAUGAGCACGUCAUCGCGACGUUCGACAACAGGCCUUCCGUACGCAGCAAGAGUGCACCGUGGGUCGUGGAGCACACGGGACUUCAGCGAAUUCACCGACGGUUUCAAUGGAGUCGACGGAACGACUACACCGAGGAGAGAGAACGAUCCCUUUCGUCCAGCCUCACGACAGUAUCCCUUGCUAAAUACGCGCAUCAGUUACGACAAUCUAAGCAAGCCUGUCACGGCAGGUGCUCAGCUGCGUAAUGCACAAUAUGCUGAAGAUAUGGGCAGAUCUUCGACUGGAUCACCGAAUCAUCACAGCUCGCCCGCAUCCCCAUCUAUUAGUCGAACUGGGAGCCUAAGAGAGAGCACUCCCAUCGAGACAACAACACAGCAUAUUAGUCCAUCUCGAGAAUCAGCGAAACCAUCGCUGACUCCUAUCAACACAGCGAUCACACGCUCUAUAGAGAACAUGAGUCCUUCAUCUAGUCCUCGUACUCCACCUCGCACCCGAAGUCGACUUCAGAAACACCGGCAAGGGGAAAGUAUUGAUGAAGUUAAUGAAGGUUAAAAAGCUAGGACGGAUCAGAUGGUGAUUGGACUCUUCAUUUUUUUCACAGUUACGAAAGAUAAGUCAUGCAUCUAAGAAAGGCAACAUCGAGUAUAGCACUUGUCGGUGCAAGGGUUGUUUUUCCUGAUUUUAAUAGAAAGGAAUAAGCGUUGAACGUUAUAUGACCCUCUUUUUGGAGCGAACGGACGAAAGGUAUGACGUUUACGAGCACGACAUCGGCAAAGGCGUUUAUACAUGAUUGAGCGGUCAAUGGAUUUUCUGAUUGCCGUGGUUCUUUUCAACCUUACCAUAAUCAUCGUCUCAGUCUGUUGUGGAGACACAUCUACAUUUGCAUCUGCUUCACUGCAGGAAUAGACAAUAUAACAAUUUCUCACCCUGA